Messenger RNA from Saccostrea cuccullata (small rock oyster), 354 nucleotides. RefSeq names its product ankyrin repeat domain-containing protein 1-like. The coding region runs from base 1 to 354 and encodes 117 amino acids. The transcript has a single exon. The record is from RefSeq and is a predicted model, not a curated record. Gene Ontology annotation, molecular function: protein binding. Gene Ontology annotation, biological process: protein localization to ciliary inversin compartment. NCBI's taxonomy places the organism in Eukaryota, Metazoa, Mollusca, Bivalvia, Ostreida, Ostreidae. Gene Ontology annotation, cellular component: ciliary inversin compartment.
AUGGAGAUGUGUGAGUAUUUGGUCAAUCAGUUUUCUGAGUUAAUAAAAAUCAGGGACAAUAGAGGAUGGACAGUGUUACAUUCAGCUUGCAGUGGCGGGAGUGUAGACAUAGUUUCUUUUCUAUUGAACAAAGGAUUGGACAUCAAUGCGUUGUCAAAUAUUGUUGAAAGUGUAUUACAUAUUGCUUGUCUGAAUAGUAAACAUGAUGUUUGUAGGUAUUUAUCAACAAGUUACCCGGACUUGUUAGCAGUAAAAGAUAAUCAAGGUAAAUCAGUUAUAGAUAUUGCCGCUGAGCAUGGUGACAUAAACAUGAUUCAUAUUUUGAGAGAAUGCUGCUAUUUGGAACCUUGUUAA